Lagopus leucura (white-tailed ptarmigan) is the source of this 4039-nucleotide messenger RNA. RefSeq lists its product as uncharacterized. Lineage: Eukaryota; Metazoa; Chordata; Aves; Galliformes; Phasianidae. The transcript is spliced from 7 exons. The coding region runs from base 2219 to 2890 and encodes 223 amino acids. The record is from RefSeq and is a predicted model, not a curated record.
UAGCUAUGCUUAGCAUGUCUUUGUAAGCAGCAGUUCUUGACUGGGGGAAAAAAAUAUCUGUGUGGUGUUUUAUGAGUUAUGAAGAAAUUUGAAGAGCAUCAUCCUUAAAACUAAUGUUUGAACUUAAGCUACAAACUAGCUAGUCUUUCACAAACUUUGUGUGUAUCUGCAUAUAUUGUUGUGUGUUCUUCAGGAUGACCAGGCAUUUGCUCAGAGUCCUGCUGCAGAUUGAGGAUAUUACUGUGCAGUGAAUUAUUUUCAGGGAACGUUUAACAUUAAGGAAAGACAAAAUUGUCCUGUGGGGUGUGUGUGUGUGUGUGUGUGUGUGUGUGUGUGUGUGUUUUUUGACCUACUGUGGAAACUGCAUGAGUAUUAUUGUGUAAACUGAGUACUAUGUGACCAAAGGGAUCCUUUGCAUUAAGAUUAUAUUAAGGUACUGGACAGACUGUCAAAUUUUGAAAUUGAACUACUCAAAAACAUGUUUUUAAGUUGUGCUUUUGAGGAGAAAUGCCCUUCUAAAUGCUCUACAGUUAAUCAGCAGGAAAGAUUCUAGUAAGUCUCUAAAAAGUGGUUAAGGGAAGGUAGUAUCAUGGGAAAAGAUGCCAGGUUCCUGUCUAAGAUGUUGCUGAUGAGGUAGAAUUUUAGAACAGUCCUGAAUUGUUGCUGGGUAAACUUGGAAGCAGCUUGUGGUGCAAGUGUCAAAGCCAGGCUUGAAAGAAAACAGUCCCAAAAGAGAAUCAGAAACAUGAGACUGAAGAGGUUCUAAGAAAACCAAAAGUAAACAUUCAUGUAAAAUAAAUCAGUUUUUCUGGCAUACUACCUUCACUAAAGUCACAACAAAAUACUAGCAGAAAUUCCUAUCAAAGAACACCUUAGAAUAGAAUUUGUUUGUGCAAUAGAGUGGCAGAGGAGCAAACAGCAUCAACAUUCAUUGAGGUGAAAUUAAUAAUUGUAACCCCAGUUUCUGAUUCAGGAGAGUACUGGUCACUUCUAGAAACUGAGAUAUUUAUUUAUCUUAGUAAUGAACAAAUAUUCUGACUUUGUUCUUGCCAGAAUGUAUAAACAGGACUCCUUCACACAAACCUCUGCCCAGUUAUGACUUAGGCAUUAACUUUUCAAACCGACCAAUAAUGUGCAGUCACUGAAGAAGGUUUAUGGAUAUUGUCUACUUGUUUUUUUAGUAAUCUAUGGAAAGAAGUCCACGCUAUGAAGUUUUUUGUUUAAGAUCCAAAUGUAGUGAAUUGAACUGUUGUGCUUGGGACAGUUAUUCAUCACCAGUGCCUGGUGCAGUUAUUCAUGCAGAGCAGGCAUGAUUUUACCUUUACAUUUUACCAGAAAAGAAUAUCAAAAUAAAUCUGCAAUUUGGACUGAAAUAAAACUGUAAUUCCACAUCUGCAAAAAGAAGAGAUGCAAAGGCAGUAGAAAAUGCAAAAAGUCUUGUUCAGUAAGUUUAGAAAUAUUUAUUUCCUGUUAGAAUCUGACUGGAAAAUUCAUAAUUGUGUGAUUAUGAGGAAGUAUAUGUAUGCUAUUUCAUGCCCAACUAUGGGAAAAGUUUUGGAAAAUCAUAACAUUAGAAGUUCAGAAAUCAUGAAAAAUUCAGAAAGAUUGCAACCAUGUGUUGUAAUUAAGCUGGUUGUGGGUUGAAGAAAGUGGUGUCAGUAAUAUACUAUGAGCUGCAGCAGUGUCUAGCAAUCAGAGAAGCCAUAAUUGCAGCCAGAUUUCAUUUGUUUUUAAAGCACAAACAUCUUAGGACCAAUAUCAAAUACAAAUAACAAACUUCUCAUAUUUAGGUUACGGGCUUUUAAUGUGUUUUUAGAACACUGUGUAUUCCAGGAAGUGUAUUAAAAUACAUUCAGAGUUGCUAUCUUUAAAAGGUAAGGUACACCUAAAAGGAGAACCAGUAAAUGCUUGUGACGGAUACCUUGGCAUGUUGAAAGUCAUGUAGUUAAAGAAUUCUUUUCAUACGUAUUUUGAAAUUGAAAGGGUAAUGAACGUUUCAUGGAACUUGCUUACCGUAAAAUGAAUUACAGUGGAACACUUACCAGGAAGUUGUAUCUGAUGCAAGUUAAUUAGUAAUUUUUUUUAUAGAGAAUGAUGCUAUAAAGCAAGCUCAAAAUCCAUGAUCUUUGACUUGCUGUGGUCAACAGCAGUAACAGAAACUUCAUUCUGCUGCUAACAACAUCUGGGAGAAGCCGUCAUUACCACACUUGCCAACAGGAUGUCCGUUCUUAAAGUCUUGUUUUUCAUUCUAUUGGUGGCUGGUGAUUCUCUGAGUCAAGAACCCAACUGCACUGCAAUUGAGGACUUUGGUGACUGCAGUGGUAAUAGCGACGGCUUCUGUCCUGCCAAAGUUCCUUGUCAGUGUAAAAAUGAAAAACCUUUUUGCAGAUGUGAUUACUACAGAGAGGGCUGGAUGGAGUAUUGGUACAUGGGCCCUAAAUGUAACCAGCUUUGGAACACACUGGAUUUAAUACUAGUAUCUGUUCUUCCUGCAGUAGCCCUGGUUUUCAUAGUUGUUGCAAUAUUUCAGUGUGUCUAUUGCUGUAAAGGUAAAAAAGCUGGGAAGCAGACAAAUUCUCCGUACCAUGAAGUACACCACAACCCUACAUUUAGUCACGAACUGUCUGGUAACCUGGGGCAUGCUGCUCAGCAGUCACCAAGGGUCACCUGGACUGGGCAACUGCCGAAAGCUGUACUGAGAAGACAAGAUUUUGAAGAUCUCCCAGGCCCGAGUCACUUAGAUAAUUCUAGCCCCAGAUAUGCUCAGCCAAUGAGGAGACCAGACUAUGUUUCCAGCCAGCAACCCCAGCAAUUUGACAGCUUUGUCUAUCCAGGCAGCAAUAGACCUUAUGGAGGUUAUGCAGAGGACAGGCAGUAUUCGAGGUACUAAUGCCCCUUGAUCUGAAGUAUCUCAGAAUGCUGCAUGAUCAAUGAAUGAGCAAUCCAAACGUUGAGAGAUCAGUAAGGCCUUGUGUACCUGGAUGCAGAAAAAAUAGUAACUCGUAGAGAGCACUAAAAGUCAUUUGAAAAGAAGUAUAGAAGAUAAUUAUAAAACAAAACAUAAUUACAAAACUGUUAUCCAGUUUAUUUACUGUAUAAUUUAUGAAAGUUUAUCUUUUUCUGGAUACCUGAUUUAACAGUUAUUACAUACUUAAAUUGUUGCACAUCUAUCUGGACAGAGAUUUUUGUGAUUAACUAUGUUGUGUGCCUGACUGACAAGUGCCUGUUAGAAACAGCUGCCUUUUCUCAGAGGGAACUCAUAGGAAAGAAGAAAGUCUUCCCAAAGAUCCAGUAUAAGAGCUGAUAAAUACACGUGCUAAUUAUCAUUCUUCCUUCAUUGCUGUGGAUUUAAAUCUAUAUUAAAAAGAAAGGAGAAGCUGCAUUUUUCCUUAUUCCUCAGGAAGGCUUGUCAAAGACAACCUCUGCCAAGUACAGUUUUUCCAUUUGGCUUUCCUGUUCAUUUGUGAUUUUUACUCCACUCUGUCUCGCUCACAAGCUAGUGAGCAAUGGUUCCUAAUACAGUGUUUUUAAAUAAGACCAUGUAUUUCUCUGACUGAAAUGUUGGAGAUUCUUAAGGGCGUUUUAGUGUGUAGAAUCUAUUGUUCCCUGAUAGGCAUUUGUUUUUCUUUUCUUUUUUUUUUUUUUUUUUCUCCACCAGAAGAGCCAGUAGUUAAGAAAGAAAAGCAACAGAUUUCAUACAAGCUUGAAUAUUUAUUAAAAUCUGUAUUCUUGCCAACUCCAGAAUCCCAAAGAAUGAGGCAAAAGGGAAGGAAGGUUCUCUUGUCAGGUGUAGCCACCUAGUCCACUGACACUAGCAGCACUGAACGAGUGUAACCGAGGCACUUAGGUUCUCAUUUUCUCACGAUGCAUCAAAUAAUGAAAUACUGGCUAAUACAGCAAUGUGAGCCCUGCAGUCCCUUGUUUCUUUUUGUCUUAGUCACCUUGUUGAACCUAACAGCUCAGAUUUUUUUCUUUAAAAAUACAGUCUUUCUUUGUAAUAUCUUUUGUGAAUAAUGAAAAUAAAUGAAGCUAUGGAAAA